CUCAGAUGCUCAAGAGAGCUGCAGUUCAGAAGUGCAUGGGAUGUCACAGACCUUGGGCCUCUCUAGGUUUCACCACUCCUCUCCACCAUGAUCAACACUUACCAGACCAGCCUGGCUCCACCGCCGGUGCCUCCGCGCCUCGGCAGGUCCCACCAGGUCCUAAUCCCAGCUCCGCUUUCAGGCCACAGCAAGUCUCUCAUCCGGUUUUUGGUCGGUGCAGUGUUGCUGCAAUUAUUUCUGUCGGUCGGAGGAUUCAUCCUUCUGUACCACAAUGACCAAAUGCUUCUUUCACCUGAGAAAAAAGAAGCAAGAGCUGCUGCCCUCAUGUCAGAUAAGCAGGAAACUUCCGCCAAAGUUUUGGCACGCAUGUUUGUCAAGCGACCACAGACACCAGAUCAGAAAUCUAAAUCUGGUUAUCUCCAGUGGGACUGGGACCACUCAACUCUUAGGAACACCAGGCCCUUCAUCAAGAGCUGGCUGACUAUCCUGCAGUCAGGUGACUACUACGUCUACUCCAGGGUGACCUUCUCCAAGGGCGACCCUAAGGUCCCACUGGCCACCAGGGUGAUGCUGAGGAAGAGUGAGUCAGACAAGGAGGAGAAGGUUUUGAUGCAGGCCUACUGCAGCCUGGACAGCAGCGGUGAAAAUGCAUCAAUCUCUCACCCAUGCACAGCCACACAGGGAGAGGUGGUCACACUGGAGGAAGGAAAUCAGCUCGGUGUCUGGAUACAAGGCCUUUCACUGGUGGACUUUGAGGAAAGAGCCACAACCUUUGGGAUGUACAAACUGUAGGCCUCCCACAUGAGCACAGGCAUGGACCUAAGCUGGGCAGUGGGGACUCAUUACGUGGAUGGACUUGGAUUUAAAUCGACUAAGAACACUGUUAAAUAGACUGGACCAGUAACCAAACUAAUGGAUUGUGAUCUUUUUGGGUGGAUUUCAGAGACCACAUUCCCAAACUAUACUCCUAUAUUAUAUUUAUUAAAUCAGACAUAACGGUAUUAUUUUGUGCUAUUUUUUGUGUCAGUAUUGGGAAUGGUUGGUUUGUAUUUAUUAAUGUAAACAAGUUUGAAUGGCUGUGAAAUGAAACUUUGAUAUUUAAUCCGAAACAUUCCUCUCUUCUUCACUCUGUCCUGAAUGAGUCAGUUGGAAAGGAGAUCGAAGAGUUCAUUUGCAAAAACAGAUAAUUCUUAAAAAUUUGUGUGCUAGGAAAUUUGAUUGAUUUUCCUUUGAGUGCUCAUUAAAAAAACACAAUAUCUUGCUAAAACAAUCAAUCCAAGUUUUGACUGAUAUUUCUUUGCUCAAACACACACACAAAAACAUGAUUUAGCAAAAUAAAUAAACAGAAAUGUCUGUUUCUGCAAAUGAACCUUCAGACUAAAACAUCCAGACUCUGAGCAUCACAUAUUUGAUGUUAUAUGGUGUGCAUGUCCCAAUAUGGAGCAUAUCUGCAUCAGUAUUUUAGAUGUUGUACAGACAGUGUGUGCAGCCAAGUUUACAAAAAGUUAAAGUUCUAAAAAAAGCGUAAUUUAGUCAGAAUUACUCACAGGAGAUAGAUGAGGCCUGCAACGUUUGCUGUGAAGCCCAUAACCCUACUGCAUUUUCAUUCUAGCUCAGCCUGUACCACUUUGGUUUUAAUUUCUAGGACAGGAGCAACCACAUAGCACAGACGUAUUUUCUCAUGAAGCUAAACCACAAGUAACUGGGACCACUCAAGAUGUAGGUUACCACCUAUGCAGUGGUUUACUACGUCUCAGUACUGACGGUCAUUUUGAUGUAUGUAAAGAGACAUGUGCAUCAAACUGCAGGUUGUUUGCAGUGGCACAAGAGAGACCUUCUCUGUG
This is a messenger RNA of Epinephelus moara (kelp grouper), 1844 nucleotides long. It is a transcript of the gene cd40lg, whose product is annotated as CD40 ligand. The record is from RefSeq and is a predicted model, not a curated record. Gene Ontology annotation, biological process: immune response. Gene Ontology annotation, cellular component: membrane. NCBI's taxonomy places the organism in Eukaryota, Metazoa, Chordata, Actinopteri, Perciformes, Serranidae. The transcript has 4 exons. Bases 88 to 792 code for a protein of 234 amino acids. Gene Ontology annotation, molecular function: tumor necrosis factor receptor binding.